GGCAGGAUACAGUCUCAGAUCAUCAUCCACAGACUUCUUUCAGAUGAGGCUACCGGACAGAGGCUGGAAGGGACCCUCUGGACAUGAGUUGCCUGGGUGGCGCCGCUCCUGCCCCAUCCUGCUUCCUGCAGGUGUCUGUGACAAGGGUAACACUAGACUCCUGGGUCCUGGAGGAGGCAAGGGGAGGGGUGGGGGGUGUCUCGGGCAGCUGGUGGAUCCCCGAUGUGGAGAUCGCAGAGACCUCACUCUCCCCUCCCCUCCUGCUUCCCGACCAGAAGAGCCUGGAGCCUGUGGAUGUGGUGAGCAGCCAGCAGCAGUGGGCCGGGCAGGGCUCCUCCCCUGGGCUGCUGCAAGACCCGCCUCUCUAUUCCCCAGAUAAAUUACUAGUGUCCUCAUCAAAUUCCUCGGCUUUCUCUCUCUCUCUUCCCCUGCCUCCCUCCCGGGCCAGGAGGGGGUGGGCGGGGAUCCUCUCUGAACUGCCCCAGGGCUUGGGGGGGCGCCUGCAAGCAGCUCCGGGUCUCCCCCCCACCCCCCACCAUGUCCACGGGCUCCCUGAGCGAUGGGGAGGACCUGCAGGAGGGGGAGAUGCUGGACUGCGACGGCCUGAAAAUGGAUUCUAGCAAAGAGUUUGGGGCGUCCACCGAGAGCAACGAGGAGGGCUCCACGUGCGAGCACGGCUCCCCCCCCAAGGGCCGGGGGGCGGCGGGCAAGAGGAAAAAGGCUCCCCCGAAGAAGAGCCCGCUGCACGGGGUGAGCCAGGAGGGCAAGCAGGUCCAGAGGAACGCGGCCAACGCCAGGGAGCGGGCCAGGAUGCGCGUGCUCAGCAAGGCUUUCUCCAGGCUGAAGACCACCCUGCCCUGGGUGCCCCCGGACACCAAGCUCUCCAAGCUGGACACCUUGAGGCUGGCCUCCAGCUACAUCGCGCACCUGCGGCAGAUCCUGGCCAACGACAAGUACGAGAACGGGUACAUCCACCCCGUCAACCUGACUUGGCCCUUUAUGGUGGCAGGCAAACCGGAGAGUGAGCUGAAAGAAGUGGUGAACACAAAUCGCUUGUGCGGACCUACAGCAUCCUGACCACCCGCCAGCAGAGGAGCCAGCCUUCAAUGCGCGUGCUGGGGGCGGAGGGGGGCCAGCAGGAGAAAGGUGGGGACCACCCCCACCCCACCCAGGGACACCGCCAAGCGACCCGAAGAGCCGAGCGCAUCGCCCCGAGGGGACCAAAUGUACCUUAGCAAAGACUCCACCCCAAAGACUCCCCCGCCCCCGGUAUAUUUAACUUUAUUAACGUCUGUACAGUCGAUCGUCCUGCAACGCAGCCUUGCUGGUUCGAGUGCCAGCGUUGUGUGCGAGAUCCCUCCGUCCACCCCCCAGCCUGCCCGCCUGUCUCUUCUUUUGUACGAUACUUGUGACAUAUGUAGAUGCCUAGAAUACUGGACUUUGAUAGUCGCAGCUCUAAAUACGCGGUAAAGAUAUAUGGAUAUAUUUUCUUCAGCCAGGUCUUGCUAUAUUUCUGUGAAUAAAACCUUCCUUUCUAUAUGAAAAACACAAACCCCCCCCCACCAGCCGUGUCGUUUUCGUUUCCACCUCCCAGCGCUUUGCGGAAGGGCCCGGCUCUCCCGAAAGGCACCGCUUUUAUGUGGGCUGAGGCGUCAGGCAACAAAACUCUUUGACCCCAGGUUAGAUGAGGUGUUUAUUUUCCUAAUUAAAACGAUUU
Molecule: messenger RNA, 1717 nt
Organism: Alligator sinensis (Chinese alligator)
Lineage: Eukaryota; Metazoa; Chordata; Crocodylia; Alligatoridae
Gene: TCF21
Product: transcription factor 21
Exons: 2
Coding region: 538-1077 (179 amino acids)
Biological process (GO): regulation of transcription by RNA polymerase II; developmental process
Molecular function (GO): RNA polymerase II transcription regulatory region sequence-specific DNA binding; DNA-binding transcription factor activity, RNA polymerase II-specific; protein dimerization activity
Source: RefSeq, a predicted model, not a curated record